Triticum turgidum subsp. durum (durum wheat) is the source of this 510-nucleotide messenger RNA. The record is from the annotation of a GenBank genome assembly. NCBI's taxonomy places the organism in Eukaryota, Viridiplantae, Streptophyta, Magnoliopsida, Poales, Poaceae.
AUGGCCUCCGACCGCCUCAGCGCCCUCCGGGCCUUCGACGACACCAAGGCCGGCGUCAAGGGCCUCGUGGACGCCGGCGCCAUCGCCAUCCCGGCCAUUUUCCACCACCCACCCGACGCCUUCGCCCCGUCCACUGUCGCCACCGACGUCGCCGUUCCAAUCGUCGACCUCUCCUGCGAGCGCUCGGCCGUGGUCGGCGCGGUGAGGGCCGCGGCGGAGACGGUGGGCUUCUUCCUGCUGGCGAACCACGGCGUGCCGGAGGCGGCCAUGUCGGGGAUGCUGGCGGCGCUGGUGUCCAACGACAGGUUCAAGAGCCCGGUGCACCGCGUGGUGUCCAAGAGCGUGGGGCCCCGGGUGUCGGUGGCGUGCUUCUUCAGGGCGAACGGCCCGACGGUGUGCGCCCCGGUGGUCGUCGACGGGAGCGGACCGCCGCGGUACAGGAGCAUCAAGGCGGAGGAGAUGCUCUGCAUGUCCAAGACACAGACACGGCUCAACAACGUGAGGCUCUAG